This is a messenger RNA of Carassius gibelio (silver crucian carp), 1238 nucleotides long. Its product is annotated as calpain small subunit 1-like. The coding region runs from base 144 to 794 and encodes 216 amino acids. The transcript has 11 exons. Gene Ontology annotation, molecular function: calcium ion binding. NCBI's taxonomy places the organism in Eukaryota, Metazoa, Chordata, Actinopteri, Cypriniformes, Cyprinidae. The record is from RefSeq and is a predicted model, not a curated record.
UUCUUAUGGGUGUUGGUGGUUUCACUCUGGCUUUACGCCGUUUGCGUAUCCUGUCAGAUGUGUACUGCCACUGCCGUGUGACAGACGACAGUUUACAUUACCUUCAGCUGCUAACUGAGUGACUGAACCAUUUGUGCCACAAAAUGUUUCUAGCCAAGAAACUUCUUGGAGGCAUUAUUGAUGUGGUCAGCAAUAUUGACCCUGGCCAGUUUGUGCCUUCAGAUCCUCCCCCACCCCGCAGACCACUGGCUUAUGCUGAGGCCAAUGAGUCUGAAGAGGAGAAGCAGUUCCGCAGAGUGUUCCAGCAGCUCGCAGGAGAUGACAUGGAAGUAAGUCCCACUGAACUGAUGAAUAUCCUCAACAAAAUCAUUUCCAAACAUGGUGAUCUGAAGACAGAUGGCUUUACCAUCGAGUCAUGUAGAAGUAUGGUGGCUGUCAUGGAUAGUGACAGCACGGGUAAACUGGGCUUCCAUGAGUUUAAACACCUCUGGAACAACAUCAAGAAAUGGCAGGGAGUUUAUAAGAGUUAUGACAGGGAUCAAUCAGGAACUAUUGGAGCAGAUGAGCUUCCAGCUGCCUUCAGAGCUGCAGGUUUCCCUUUGAAUGAUCAGCUCUUUCAGAUGAUUAUUCGCCGGUAUAGCGAUGAGAGUGGAAACAUGGACUUUGACAAUUACAUUGGUUGCCUUGUGAGACUUGAUGCCAUGUGCCGUGCCUUCAAGACUCUUGACAAAGACAAUGAUGGCACAAUCAAGGUCAAUGUUCAGGAGUGGUUGCAGCUGACAAUGUACUCUUAAGCGAUGUGAAGGCCUGCAGUCAGUUCAUUGCUUAUACGCAAUCAUUACUUUAUGCUUUACACCGCUCUCGCUCUCUUGUUUCUCACACAGUAUAGCACUAACUCCAGAGAAACACCAGCAUGCAGCUGGUCAGCCACUGGGGUUUUGUGGGUCACUUAUGCAUUUUCUUCUCUUAUGUUUUACUUUUACAUUUUUUUUAAGUGCGUUUAGCCCAUUGGUAGCAUUGCUCAUCAGAAAACUAGCCAAAGAAAGAAAAUUAACAAAUAUGCUCUAAUGAAGAGUCUAGGCGCAGUAAAAUAUGCAAACCUGUAUUACAUACUCAUGCCAGUUGGUGCCAUUUGUGCAUGAAGCCAGUGGGGUAAAAAAAUAAAUGUCCAUAAAUUCAUCAUGGAAAUCUGGUGUCAAAUGCAAUUUUAUAUUAAAUAAAAAGUAUAAAGUGAUAAA